CUACCCUCCGCUCUCCCUUUUAUACUCUAAUCAUAGACUCUUGUGACCGAUGCAAGGCAACUUUUCUCCACAGGCGAAGCUGCACCGCGGCCACCGGAACUACCCUUCUCACAACGCCCAGUCCACCCGCAACCCCCCGCCACGAACCAAUCAGAAUUACGCCAAUCCAACACAACAACACCCCCAGCACCAGCGCACCACCGGCGGCAUGUUUGGCAAACUACGCAUGUUCGUCGAGAACGUCGCCGAUGCCUUUGACAACCCCUCGCCCACCCGCCGCGACAUGCUGGUGGACCACUGGUCGCGCAUUCAAGAGUACUAUACUCCGCAGAACCAAGACGACCUGCGCAAGCUGGAGGUCACCGAUACCACAAUCCCCUACCACCUGGAAUCUGCCCUGCGCCUGCUGGCCCUGGAGAUGCUCGAGACCGCCGACCACGAAGCCGACGGCAUCGCAAAGGAACACCUGGCCCAGCCGCUUGAGUUCGGCCCCUGCAUCGAGUACCUCUUGCAGUACCAUGUGCUGAACUCGCUGGUGGAGUUUGCCGACGCCGAUUUGCCCAGAGGCAUGCGCAAGAACGUCCUUCACUUCUUUGGCAUCUUUAUCGAAUGCAUUCCCCUGGGCCUGCUGCCAGAGAGCGCCAUCCGGCUGCCGCUGGUCGAGAUCAUGCGCCAAUGCCUGAAUGUCGUACAGACCAGCCCCACCACGCUCAUCAACCCCAUGCGCCGCCAGGAGCCCAUGGCCGGGUCCUCAACCACAGCCGUCGGCAGCGUCUACUCGUCCAUCGGCCGCAAGCAAGGCAAGCAGAGCUCAGCCACCACUAAUCGGCUCGGCCAAGGAUACCACUGCAUCCCGAAUGACAAGACCGCUGUCAUUCUCUGCCACGACCUGCUCAAGCUCGUGGUCUCGCUGUUCACACGCCUGCGCGAACACUCCAACAUGGUCUAUCUGUUUUUCGACUGGGGCAGCGAAUGGCAGACCACAGCAAAAUCCGCCGAUCUGGCUGUCGCCUCGCUGCGCACUGCCACCUCCGACUACAAGCAGCAGUCGGCCCGUGGCCACGAAAUGCUGAUCAUGCACGUCAUCGUCGAGUACCUGUUGGCACCCGGCAUGACCGGCCAGCUAGCACGCGAAGCACUGGUCCUGGUCGUCCAAGUCCUGCUGGCCCCUAAGGACAAAGACAAGUAUGUUGAUUUCCUGCUUGACCGUGCACGCAUCGCCGAGCUGCUGGUUGAGCACCUCGGAUAUCUGCACUCGCAAAUGCCCGUGUACCGCCCAAUCCCACGCACCCCCAACUCGCAGCUCUUCAGGAAUGACUAUACCGGCGGACGCACCAUGCCGCCGCUGACACGGAGAAUGCAUCCCGAGAGCGCCAGCCUGGCUGGCCGCUUCAAUUUCAAGGCGAACCUGCGUGACUUGCUCGCCAAUGAGGGCAUCAUUCGGUCUGUGGCGAAGCGCGAGCAGCGCGAGUCGGAUAUUCUGGUGUCGGCGCGCAAGAUCCUCGAACACGUCGAUGCCUUUUUCCUGUGCUGGGAGCUGCUCGACGAGCUCUGUGUUGUUGGCCAGUGCGAUUCACGGAUCGUUGCUGCUGUCCAGAGCCAACUAUCUAACGGAUUCCUGCGCACCCACAUAGAGCCCGCCCUACUGGCUACCAUGGCAUCCAUGAGCCAAGCCAACACGACCAUAUCGUAUUUGACUGACCUGAUCACCAUUACACACAGCUCUCACGUCCUCGAUGCAUUAUUCAUGGUCCUGCUCGGGUCGGACCUGGCGCCCGAGCGCGCACCGCAGGACCGGCCCAAGAAUAUGCACCUACUGUCAAAGGAGGACCAGGAGCUGCUGGAUUCAAUCGAGGAUGAGGCGCUACGUGCUGAAGCAGCAGCCCUGUUAUUGCCGCCCGGCUUUGACCUGUCUACUCUAGGCACCACGAAGAGCGACGACAAAUCAUCAGGCUCCGAGCCCAACCCACUGCGCGCAACUCUGAUCUCGUGGAUGACUUACACCGACAACACCCACCUGUCCCUCAACACCCUGCGCCUGUUCGACACCAUCCUGUCAACGAUGAACCAAUUCGCCUACACUAGCCUCGCCCUGCGCAACUUUUUGGACGAACCUGCUGGCAAUAGCCACGCUGGCACGCAAAUGUCGCCGCUGGUCGGAGCCGCCCUGCCAGCUGCUUCGGCGGCCGACGGUGGUGAUGACGAUGACGAGAAGCCCUUGGCCAAUUUGGUCCAGCCACAGGGCGAUGCGCUUGGAGAGUUUUAUUCUGGCCCGGCAAUCGGCCUCGGCAUGUCAGUGGCAGUGGACCAGGAGCUUGUGCGCGCCGUGGUCGAGCGCUUCCUGGACGCCAGCCCCAGCAACAUCUCCAAUGCAAUGCCCGAGGUGGUCGUUUCGGCUGCCAUUCGCAUCGACGAGCGUCCGAGCCCCACUAACUCGCAGUCGCCGCGGUCACCGCAGGACAGCCAGUCGCUGCCUGUGCUGGAUCAGCAGCUUGAGGCGCCCCGCAAUUUCCAAAACAUGCGCAGCAUUAUUAUGCGCGAAGCACAGGGAUGCGACGAGUACGUCCAGGACUGCCUGCAGCGGCUGCGCGUCAAUCAGGAGUAUAUCCGGAAGUGCUGGCAGAGCAAAGCCAGGUUUGUUCGCAAGCAUGCGCCUGCCCAUCACACUCAGUCUACAUCGGACAGCACAACUGGCAACACCGAGGAUGUGAGCCGCCAGAUUGACGACUCGCUCGCAGCGUUCUAUCCGGGAGGUUUCUUGGCGUCGCUAGUCAAGCAGUUCUCGCUGGUCGUCAAGCGCCAUAUGGCGUAUAGCCUGAUGCUGACAUCGAUGAUCAACAAGCUUGCUUGCAUUGCCGACCCAGCUCUGUGCGCAUAUUUGUUCUUGGCAAACAGUGCCACGCUACCAAAAACGCAGGUAACUGGCGAUGCCUCAGAGGAGACGGAGAGCAAGCCGAUUAAGCCGAUGCUGCUGUAUGAUGGUUUUGUCAGUGCUGCAGCCGACGCUUACGUGAAAUCAGAACGGGUGCCCAAAUUCUCUGCUCGCCUGGCCCGCCAGCACCGCGAGGGUGUCGAGACCGCCGUGCGGGUCGGCGCUGCGCAGCGACGUGAUGUUGAGAAGGCCGUUCAGGCAAUGCGCGCAAAUGAGCAGCAACAGCAGCAGGCUGGGUCAUUAACCAAGGCAAAGGUAGUUAAUGCUCUGUCCGAUGCCAAAAUUACUACUGGGCGCAGCUACGCAACAGCUGCCGCAGCUACACCGAAACCACAAACUAGCCAGGACCAGGUGACCAAAACCCAGUCUGCUACCGACGACCAAGACGAUACCCCUCUGGCAUUGCUCCCGUCGUCCACCAGCAGAAACGCCAACACCGGAAGCACUGAGGUCGACGAAUCUUUGAGCGGCUUGCAGAUCUCGAACGUGCCGCUGGACUCGACAAAGCCGUCGGAUAGCGUGGCGAAGCAGCGCGGGCCAGCAACACUGAAGCAGGUGGUUGCACUACUAGGUACGCCGAUCAGACGGUUUGUCCAUGGAUACAUUGUCUUGGACGAGUUUGGCAAGGAGAUGGCAGCAACAGCGCUGGCCCUGCACACACUGGAGCUCGAUCGGGCCAUGGAUCGUGUCAUGCGCGCCAAUGCACUGGGAAGCGCCUUCCUGGGCGACGUGAACCAAGAGGAAUAUGCCGACCUCCUAGACUACUAUGAUCCGGAAGAACCUGCGUACCGCCGCGCGGAGGCAGUCAAGGAGUCACUGCGUAUUGGCAGCAGCGUAAUCGACCUUAGCUCCGGACGCAACCACCCUCACCACGACCGCAAGUCGCUUGGUAUUAUAGAGCCCUCCUCACCGACCAAGGUGCGCAAGGACCGGCGACGCGGAUCGGUCAGUGGUAAGUCUGGGCGCAACAGAUCGUUGUCAAGCACAAGCGGGCACACCAGUACUCUGCUGGUUGCGCUGGAAGAGGCUGCAGUUUCGGCUCAGAACCAACAGAAGCAGCCCACUGAUGAUGGCAACGACGGCUCUGAAGGCGCUAGUAAUAUCGGCCUGGCUAAAAAGCGUAGCAGUAGCCGCCGGCGCAGCCGGCGCAAGUCAACACGCAGCGCCCAGCAGCUGCAGCAGAUGCUAGCAGCCGAUGGAUCGCAGCCUGCAGGGUCUGGCGGCAACGUAAAGCGCAAAGGAUCAUCAUCAUCACGGCGCAAGCCUCAAGGUGCUGCGGUCUCACAAUAGCAAGUCAACUUGAGUGGCAGGUUGUUUUAAUAGAUGCUAGUAUUCACGUACAUGCUGCCUCCUACAUGCAUAUCUAUAUCCUGCUGAUGCACCAACUACGAACAUUGCUGUGGAG
Molecule: messenger RNA, 4337 nt
Organism: Linderina pennispora
Lineage: Eukaryota; Fungi; Kickxellomycota; Kickxellomycetes; Kickxellales; Kickxellaceae
Exons: 1
Coding region: 50-4222 (1390 amino acids)
Source: RefSeq, a predicted model, not a curated record